ACGUAUAUGGUCUGUGAUUUAGCAUUUGGCAACAGUGGAAUCCAGCCUUGAGAAGAAUUUUUAAUAAUUUUUUGGUUUUCUUGAAAGUUGAUAUAUAAAUAAGAAAUUAGGAAGUGACAAUUAAUUAGUUCUGUUUGGUCUCUACUCUUUGUAUUGUGCUAUCAAAUGUAAAUUGUCGUUUUUUAUGCUCAACAGAUAUCUGAAGACUCGUGGUAAACAGUGAAGAAUAAGGGAAUAAUCUUGAACAAAUACUGGACAGUGGCUGCAAAAAUUAUAAAAAAAGAAAAAUUUCAAAUAUCAAAUAUGUUUAAAGGAGAAGCUGAUUUGCCUGCUGAAUUGGAAUCUCAGUUUAUUCUACGUUUACCAGCCGAACCAGCUAGGAUACUAAGGGAAGCAAUAAGAAACAAUAGUACUUUGAAAGAUAGGGUAACUAUAAAACUUGAAAAUGACAUGCGUCAUGGGGAAGUUAGAGUGGACCAUUGGCUUAUGUCUGCAAAAGUAGUUGAUUUGCCCACAAUCGUUGAAUCAUUAAAAACCAUUGAUGGCAAAGGUUUCUAUAAAACAGCUGAUAUAUGUCAGAUGUUGAUUUGUAGAGAAGAUGAUGAUCAAACUACUACUGAUGAGGAUUCUCCUCAGAAAAAGAAGAAAGAUCCAAAUAAAGUGGAAAAGAAAUAUUUAUGGCCACAUGGUAUUACCCCGCCUACUAAAAAUGUUAGAAAACGUCGUUUCAGAAAGACAUUGAAGAAAAAAUAUGUAGAAGCACCUGAAAUAGAAAAGGAAGUGAAAAGGCUUCUGAGACUAGACAAUGACGCUGUAGGUAUAAAAUGGGAUGUUAUUAAUGAAGAAGACGAAAAAGUGAAUAAAGGCACAGUAAUUAAGAAAGAUCCUGGAGAGCCCCCUAAAAACGUAGCUGAACAUGAUAUCUUUGGAGGAGCUGUCAGUGACUCAGAAGAAGAAGAUGCCCAUCUGAAUGUUUUAGAUGUUUUGGAUGAAAAUAGUCAAAAUUCGGGAGAAGAUAGUCAUCUGACGGAUUCAAAUUCAGUUUUGAAUAAUUCUGCUGAAUCAAAGCUGCUGACUGAGUUCACAAGCGACAUGUUCCGUGACAUUCAACAUUCUCCUAAUCUCAUGCAGGAUAUGGACUAUUAUCAUCAUUCAACUUCUAGUAUGUCAUAUAGUGAAUCACAUUUCCGAACUCCAGAACAAAAAGUGAAUAUUCAAGUUCGGUUAGAUGAAAUAGAUGCAGAAUUAGCUGAUUUGAAAGCCAAAAGACAACAGCAAGAAGUGAAAAUUGAAAACAUUGAAAAUCUGGCACUAAGACAGCGGUUUCAAGAUAGCUUGGAUAGUUUACUGCAAGAACAGAUAGAAAAAGAGAACGAAAAGUACGAUUUAUUGGAAUUGUUGAAACAAAACCUGGACUGACAAUCAAUUCUCCUU
Molecule: messenger RNA, 1434 nt
Organism: Leptinotarsa decemlineata (Colorado potato beetle)
Lineage: Eukaryota; Metazoa; Arthropoda; Insecta; Coleoptera; Chrysomelidae
Gene: Taf7
Product: TATA-box binding protein associated factor 7
Source: RefSeq, a predicted model, not a curated record